UUCUAUUGAGCCACUACACCUUUAAUGAUUUAGACGCUGUUACCCAUGAUUCCAUGCCGUGUUAACAGUUGGCUGAUGGCUAUUUCGGAGUGACAGUGUGUGUAAUAGUAAUACACGCAGUUUGACUAGCAGUUAGUGGAGUAGUGCGCACUUCUAUUUGUAGUGCCAUGAGACACACACACGUGCACAGGACAGCGAGAUGAGAAAAGAGUUUAUUUCCACCUGAAAUGUUUAUUGCUCGAAUAGUUAAGCCAUGAUUGGGAGUCUUAUUUAUUACGGGCUGUUCCCGCUCACCCAGCUCUUCAUUAGGCUCUCAGAAUAUUGGUGGAAACAUCAUCCAGUGAUAAUUAAUGGCAAAGCAGUGUGUGAUGGUCGUGCACGUUCCUGCAGAAGUCUUAAUAAGCAGCCGGCUGUUUUGUUGGAUCAGUGGUGCAACGCUGAUACUGAAACUACAGAAAGCCCUACACGCACUCCGCAUGAAAGGAAGGAAGUUGUGGGACUGGAGGAGAGCAGAUCUCUUUUUGAGAUAAUUGAGGUGGUAGUGGAGCCGAAGAGCAAGAUGGAAGAGAACGAAAGGAAGAUUUGUUCAGCUGACCUGAAGGUUCCUGAUCCAGAGUCACUGACAGAAGGGGACUUGGUCUCUGUAUCGGAAUGUGACAAAAUCCACGCUGCUGCUCAUGAGUGCAAAGGGACGUCAAGUAGGCAGAGAUUUGAAGGAACGAUGACAGAAACUGGAGGUGUGUUUUCGUUCCUGCCAGCAGAUAGUUUCUCAUGUCAACAUGUCAAAAGCCCGCAAGAAUUCCACACUAACAGAAGUGAGUUCUUUAAACCAACAGCAGAUGGUGCUGAAGGAAGUGAUGGCUCUAAAGUACAACUGUCCUUUGAUCCGUUUACCCCUGAGAAUGUGUAUGGCAGUGACUUGUCCACCAGAGCAGGUGAAGCUCAGGUCAGUAAUGGCAGUCUUGUGUAUGACCUGAGUGAACUGCUGCUGGACAGUCAUGAACAGUCCAUUAGUAAUCACUCAUGGCUUCAGCCUGUGCCCCAUCAUUUGCAUUUUCCAGUGGGACUUGGACUGUCAGAGGAAGUAUAUUACCCCUUUCAGGAUUCUGGUGCAAGCUACUACCACGGAUUUCAAGGAAAUACAGAUUUUGAAGUGAUGUGGAGGGUGUGGGAGGACCUCAAUGUGACCUCCUGUCUAGGUACAUCUCCCCCCACAGCAUCUGCAGAGCCUGAGUCUACGUUCGACUUCACUGUUAUGUCCUACAACAUCCUGGCCCAGGAUCUGCUGGAAGCUAACAUAGAGCUGUAUACACACUGCUCAGAGGAGGUGCUAGCAUGGGAAAACCGCUUACAGAACAUUCUUAAAGAGCUGCAGACCUGGGAGCCUGACAUUAUUUGUCUUCAAGAGGUGCAAGAAAAUCAUUUCCAGGAGCAGCUUUAUCCAGCCUUGACUGAAAUGGGAUAUGACUGCGUAUACAAACGCCGCACAGGCACCAAGACAGACGGCUGUGCGGUGUGUUACUACACUCAGCGCUUUACACUACUCUCUGUGCACCUGCUCGAGUUCCAGCGCCACGAUCAUGAACUGUUGGACCGGGACAACGUGGGCAUCGUGGUACUCCUACAGCCAACCACCGUGCAUGCUGAAGGCAUUAAGUUUCGCCCCAUCUGCGUGGCCAACACACACCUGCUGUUCAAUCCCAGGAGGGGAGAUGUGAAACUGGCCCAGCUGGCCAUAAUGCUGGCAGAGAUUGACAAAGUGGUCAGGCAUUGUCAGGUCAAAGGGCAUGAGUGCGAGAUCAUUCUGUGUGGAGACUUCAAUGCCUUACCCAACAUGCCGCUGUAUCAGCUGAUCGUCACGGGCCAGCUCUACUACCACGGGCUACCAAACUGGAUGGUGUCUGGUCAGGAGGACUUGUCCUACAAAACCCAUCACAGACGGCUCUAUGCACCUUUAUGGCCCAACAGCUUGGGUAUCAACGAUAACUGUCGCUACUGUGAAGUCAGCGAACCUCUUAGCAAAACAUCAGGGAAACUGCAGUACAAUCAUGACUUCCUGCGGCAGCUGCGUUACUGCCCGGCAGCCUGUGUGCGGCCCUCUGACCUGGAGCUCAUACCAGGCGUCACCGACAACACUCCAAGCAAAGUGGUGUCGUCUUGCACCUCAAGGGUCCCGGCCAGGCUCGAUUCCUGUCUCUGUGUGCAUGGGGUUUGGAUGUUCUCCCUUUGCUUGGUGGGUGUCCACCAGGUUCUCUGGCUUCCCCCCACAGUCCAAAGAUAUGUAGGUUAGGUUAAUUGACGUUCCCAAAUUGCCGGUAGUAUGUGUGUGUGUGUGUUUGCGCCCUGUGAUGGUUUGGCACCCUGUCCAGGGUGUACCCCGCCUUGUGCCCCAAGUCUCCUGCGAUAGGCUCCAGGCCUUCAGCAUUUAAACAAUACAAAAUAACUAGUAAUACAAACGUUAACUGAGCAGUGUGUAUCUGUUAUCCACCAUAAUUAUUACUUUGAAAGAAAGAAAUUUCUAAAUAAAUAACUCUCUCCUACUACACAGAGUGAUGUGUAAAUAGUUUAGUGUACCUCCUGUGGGAUUAUAAAAAUAAAAAAAAACUCCCUAAAUGCCUCUAAAGUCUAAAAACUUCACUUGACAAUGAGCACGCGGCUUGAGUGGAGUCAGUGGAUGUAGUGUGUCAACAUGUCAACCGUCAGCCAAAAGAAUCACGAUUCAUAACCUAAUCACCCCUUCCAUCUCUACAAACCAUGUUAAAAAAUAUAAAAAAAAUUUUUUUUGCUAAUCAGUCACAUGUGUCUAAAAGCAGACCAUAUGGAGCCACACAUAAUGGAUGAGGUCAAUGUACAGUUUGUGCAAGUCUCUGCAUAACUAAAAUAGAUGAAGCACAUGUGUUUUUAAACAUCUCGCUUAGUGCACAGUGGCCUGGUCAUGGCACAGAAGGUUUGGACCUUGUAGUUUCACUGAAAGAAAAUCUUAAUGCCAAGGUAUUUUAGAAACUGUUUGCAACUUUGGACAGUUUUAAGGUGUCCACUGUCUCACCAUGAUGUACUAUAGUCUCAACUGAUAUAAUCUGCUGAUUAACAUUAGGGUUAUUUGCAGGUGCUAAGCUACAUGUACUGUACUGGUCUUUUUUUUUUUUUUUUUUUUAAACUACAUUCUGUACAUUUUGUAAUAUUUGUCUCAUAAAUUUCUUUGUCAUUUGAAAUCAUCAUGCUGUUAUGCUUUAUUUUUGAA
Molecule: messenger RNA, 3241 nt
Organism: Clarias gariepinus (North African catfish)
Lineage: Eukaryota; Metazoa; Chordata; Actinopteri; Siluriformes; Clariidae
Gene: angel1
Product: angel homolog 1 (Drosophila)
Exons: 8
Coding region: 254-2290 (678 amino acids)
Molecular function (GO): 3'-5'-RNA exonuclease activity
Source: RefSeq, a predicted model, not a curated record